This is a messenger RNA of [Torrubiella] hemipterigena, 4437 nucleotides long. The record is from the annotation of a GenBank genome assembly. NCBI's taxonomy places the organism in Eukaryota, Fungi, Ascomycota, Sordariomycetes, Hypocreales, Clavicipitaceae.
CGUAGAGCUGCCACAGCGACCCCACGUGCCCUAGGCCGUGGAUCUGGGUGGCAGGGCGGCUCUGCACGCAGCGCAAGCCCAGAGAGCCAGCAGGGUGAGCUUUUAGGUUACGUUUUUUCCCACACGGUAGCGUCAUCGGCGGAACGAUUCUUUCUUUCUUCUUCUUUUUGCAUGUUUAUGCUUGCUCUGCCGGCAUUUUAAUUUACGUGGACUUGCAAUUGCCAUCUGCGUCCAAUUGACGCCGCUUCUAUCGCCCGACGACAACGCUGCGGGCUCGGCCAGCCAGGCACUAUUUUUAAGUCGGUGAAAAAGUAACGCCAGGGAGAAAUCGAUACGACGGUCCGAACUGAUAGAUUAUUCUUGGAAGUCGCUGCUUACGCCAUUGCUCUGCUUCUCCGAAAGCUACGGUUGAAAACAGAAGAAGAAAGAUAGUGUUGGACAUCGACUAGACAUUGCACGAGGACGAGGAUAUAAGCUAUCAUUCAUCGCUUGACGCCAACAACGAGAACGGUAUCCUGGAGCAUAUCGCAGACUUUACAGCCAUAUACACACUUUCAUCCAUCCACCUACGUCACGAGCACGAUUCGACGGACAGCUUGACGACUUGAUUUCCAAGGACACUUGCUGCUUGCAUUCCGUCCUGCCAUAUAUAUCUGAGAGACUCGCGCUGCUGCGAAACGUACUCUCGAGAGAGAUCUGCACCACCACCACAAAACAAAAAAGACCGAUUGCGCUCUUCAUUCCAAGGUCCCGCGUCUACCAACAACCUCUGCCUGCCUGCGACCUCUAUCUACACUUGACGACGAUUACGAUGAGAUGGCUACAGUAGUCGGUGAUUUCGUUUCCGAUCUGUCCCGAAUUCAUACCAUGGUUACCGGGUCCAAGUCGCCUCUCCAGCAGCAGCAUUCUCAGUCCUCUCUCGACGCCUCCCACCCGUCCCCCAAGCGCGUGCGCUCCUCCAAAGACGAGCGCUCCUCAUCUGGUUCACACGAACCCUCCAAGGCGCCAGCCGCCUACGCCCAGCCGUCCCCCAGCAGCACGCAGGAGUCAACCACCACCGUUGCCGCCGCUGUUGUGCCCGGUUCGACAGGGUCCGCCGGAGCGUCCAAGUUCCCAUCUCCCCCUUCCUUCUCCUCGCCAGCUACCUCGUCUGCCAAUCCGCCUGCGGCUAAUGGUAAGGCUGAACACAUGGCAUCUCAACAUAUAGAAAAUGUCGCCAGCUCGACCGCAGCAUCGGCAACAGUAGCACCACAGCAGACGGGGACCCCACUGCAACAGCAGCAGCAGCCCUCGCCACCGACAGACGAGUCGGCCGCCGCCGCCGCAAGACGAAGCAAUCCGUCUUCAGACCCUACGUUCCAAUCGCGCCAGGCGCCUACUGGGCACGUCAUCCCCGAAGAUGCCGUCAUUCACAUCCGCGACCUUGCCCACGUCCAGAGUCUGGCCCGCAACCAGACGCUCGGCACGACGCCCGCCGGGUCGACGUCUCAGGACGUAAAGUACGAGAUUAGCCAGAUGCCGAUCGGCGACGUCAUCGAGAUGGUAGCGGCACUCCUCACCAAAAUCACCACCACAAACGACCUCCAGCACGAUGCCAUGCAGCGCAACGUGACGCACCAGCAGCAGGCGAACCAGAGCCAUGACUCGAGCGGCAGCUCGUCCAUGAGCCCGCUCAGCCACUCGGUACUGGCAUUUCACGGCAAAAACGUCCCUGCCAUUACGAUACUUAGCUACCUGGCCCGCAUACACAAGUACUGUCCCACGACGUAUGAGGUGUUUCUGAGUCUCCUGGUCUACUUUGACCGCAUGACAGAGCGGGUCAACGAGCUGGUAGUCAAGACGGAGAGCGACAGACGACCGACGCCCGCCAGCAAUGGCCAGCCUUUCACGGGGACCCCAGCAGAAGACGAACACGUUGUAGUAGAGGACGAUGAUGAUCUUGCUGACGACGACGACGAGUCCAUGGUAGACACACCCUCGGGCCCCAGCCGUCCCGAAUCGCGGCGUAUUUCCAUGGCCAGCGAGCGCCACCCGUCGCACAACGGGCCGACGUUUUUGGUAGUCGAUAGCUUCAACAUCCAUCGUCUGAUUAUUGCCGGCGUUACGUGCGCCAGCAAGUUCUUCUCCGAUGUCUUUUAUACCAACUCGCGCUACGCCAAGGUCGGUGGUUUGCCACUUGCCGAACUCAACCACCUCGAGCUCCAGUUCUUGAUUCUUAAUGACUUCCGCCUGGCCAUUCCCGUGGAGGACCUUGAGGCGUACGGAACCAUGCUGGUUGAAUUUUACGCCCGCGAGGUUGUUGCCAAGAACACUGUUGUUUGAAUGCCCUAGUACAACAGUAGCAUACACACACCACGCACGAUAUACACCACGAACCCUUUUUUGGGUUCAUCCAGAGGCUUCCCUUACGACUGCAUUUAGACAUACCUGCGUCAACCGCGCCCACCUCUCUCCCGAAUACAACAACAACGAUAACAGAAGCAGCAGCAACAGCAGCAGCAGCUAUUGGGACUUGGAAUUCCUCAUUACAUUUGGCGUUGAAGGCUUUUGUCACAGACAGGACAUGUGCUGCCGCCCUCUCCAUUACUAUCGCUACGGCUGCUCCUCCUUUUUUCUUUCUUACAUAUCUUUCCUCCCCGUAAUCAUUGGUAGUAGUAGUAGACACGGGUUGGACAGAUGAUGCUGGCUUAUACACGUACGCAACGUGGCACGCCGUGCCUAGUACACACACACACGCACACACGCACAAACACACAGAUAGAGCUGAUGACAUAUGAAUAUUAUCUAUUUUUCUUAAACCGUCAAACCGCAUUAUGUUUCGUUUCGUAGCCUCGUGACACCUCUGUAGCAGUUCAUAGUCGCAGUAUCUGCCUUUUGUUAUAUACAGUACCCUCUCCAUCUAUAUCGUUCCAUCCAUUUUACAUCUUUGACACACAUCUCGCACAUCUACUGUGCACCAUGCUCCUCCAAGACCUGCCUCACAGCUUGAUGCCGCUUCCCAAACGGCGCAACCCCCAGCGGCGUAACCCCCUCAUCAUCCCGCGCAUUGAUAUCCACGCCCUCCAUGCCCACCAGAUACUCCGUCAACAUGCGAUGCGCCGUCCGCGCCGCACUAUGCAGCGGCGUCAUCCCCAGGCGUCCCCGCGCUCUCGCAUCCGCCCCAUGCGCAACCAGCGUCCGCGCCGCAUCCACGCUAUCCUUGAACCCGCAGCAGACCAAGUCCAGCGGCGCCUCCUGGCGCGUCGUCCUUGCCGACGGGUCAGCCCCCGCGCCCAGCAGAGCCUUCAUAAUCGCCACAUCGCUAUACAUGCACGCUGCGUGCAGCGGCGUCGAGCCGCGCUCCGACGCUAUAUUCGGGUCGGCCCCGCGCGCCAGCAGCAUGUCCACGACAGCCAACCGCUGCGAAAACGCGGCCAGAUUGAGCGGUGUCUCGCCGCUCGCAUCCGUCACAUUGAUGUCUGCGCCGCGGUCCAGCAAGAUCCUCGCCGUCUCUACAGACCCCGCGCGACAUGCGCCGUGGAGUGGCGUUUCGCCUAGAUUCGCCCGCGAUGCGAUAUCCGCGCCGUGGUCGAGCAGCGCGGCGGUUACGCUGGGCGAGCCGGUGCGGCAUGCUUCAUGGAGAGGCGUGAAGCCGUUGUCCAGACGGGCCUCGACGUUGGCGCCGCGCUCUAGAAGCGUCUUGACGACGGCUGGGCCGGCAUCACGGAACUGGUUGGCCGAGUGUAGCGGGGUGGUGCCGUAGCUUGUGGCCGCGCACGGGUCUGCGCCGUGGUUGAGGAGGAGGGUGAACAUGGGGAGACUGCCUUCGCCGCAGGCAAAAUGGAGGGCUGUCUCGCCUAUGACGGUGGCGACAUUGGGGUCUGCGCUGUUACUCAGUAGGAGGGCCAUGACGUCGGCGUUGUGCGAAAGCACCGAGUGGUGGAGAGGCCCCCAUUUGGAUGUCCCCGGCUGGUUGGGGUCUGCACCGUGCGCGAGCAGCACCGAGACAAUGGGGAUCUUGCCCUCGUAGCAGGCGCGGUGGAGGGGCACCCAGCCUUCAAACUCGGCGGUUUUGAAGUCGGCGCCGGCGGCGAUGGCCUUGGUGACGGUGCCGGGCUCGCUGUUCUUGCAUGCCCACUGGAGCGCCUGGCUGAGGGGCAGCUUGGCGUCGCGGGCGUAGAGCACGGGGCUGAGGUAGCGGUUGAAGUCUCUGCAUGUGCGGGAGAAGCGGCUGAGGUCUGUGUUGGCGAGGAAGGCGGCAAUGCAGAGGAUGAGUUCUUGUGGGAGAGAUGUGAGGCGAGUAGAAGAAGAAGAAGUUGUGAUGGUAGCCAUGAUGGCUGGCGGGGAGGGAGGAGAAGAACCCGGCGUUGUGUGUUAUUGGCGCAUUUGGUAGCCAGUAGAAAUUGGUGUAGAUACAAAGAAUGAGCGUGUUGGUGGCCAGGAAGAGGAAAUCGCGCG